This is a messenger RNA of Zonotrichia albicollis (white-throated sparrow), 7820 nucleotides long. The record is from RefSeq and is a predicted model, not a curated record. Lineage: Eukaryota; Metazoa; Chordata; Aves; Passeriformes; Passerellidae.
CACAGGCCCAGCAUGUCGGGGCUGCACCUGACGAAGAGGAGCCGCAGGAAGAUAGACCUGCAGCGGGAUUUUUCUGUUGCCUCCCCAGCCGAGUUCGUCACCCGCUUUGGGGGCAACCGUGUCAUCGAGAAGGUCCUCAUUGCCAACAAUGGCAUCGCUGCUGUGAAGUGCAUGCGCUCCAUCCGCCGCUGGGCCUACGAGAUGUUCCGCAACGAGCGCGCCAUUCGCUUCGUGGUCAUGGUCACCCCCGAGGACCUCAAGGCUAACGCAGAAUAUAUCAAGAUGGCAGAUCACUAUGUGCCAGUUCCUGGAGGGACGAACAACAACAACUACGCCAACGUGGAGCUGAUUGUGGACAUUUCCAAACGGAUCCCAGUCCAGGCGGUGUGGGCUGGCUGGGGACAUGCCUCAGAGAACCACAAGCUGCCAGAGCUGCUGCAGAAAAACGGGAUAGCUUUCCUAGGUCCCCCCAGUGAUGCCAUGUGGGCACUGGGGGACAAAGUUGCCUCCACCAUCGUGGCUCAGACCCUGGAGAUCCCCACACUGCCGUGGAGUGGGAGUGGUCUGGUGGCUCAGUGGUCUGAGGAGGACCAGAAUCAGCAGCAGACCAUCAGCAUCCCCCUGGAGACGUACGCACAGGGCUGUGUGAAGGACGUGGAGGAAGGCCUGGAGGUGGCCACGAGGAUCGGCUACCCCCUGAUGAUCAAGGCAGCAGAAGGCGGCGGGGGCAAAGGCAUCCGGAAAGUGGAGGCAGCAGAGGAAUUCAGUGCCAGUUUCCGGCAGGUGCAGGCGGAGGCGCCCGGAUCCCCCAUUUUCCUGAUGCAGGUGGCGCAGCACGCUCGGCACCUGGAAGUGCAGGUCCUGGCAGAUGAGUACGGCAACGCCAUCUCCCUCUUCAGCCGGGACUGCUCCAUCCAGCGCCGCCACCAGAAGAUCAUUGAGGAGGCACCAGCCACCAUCGCUGCCCCCGCUGUCACCGAGAUGAUGGAGAAGUGCGCUGUCCGCCUGGCGCAGAUUGUUGGCUACGUCAGUGCGGGCACCGUGGAGUAUCUGUACGAGGAGGACGGGAGCUUCCACUUCCUGGAGCUGAACCCCCGGCUGCAGGUGGAGCACCCGUGCACGGAGAUGGUGGCGGACGUGAACCUCCCGGCUGCCCAGCUGCAGAUUGCAAUGGGCAUCCCCUUGCACAGGAUAAAAGACAUCCGGGUGCUGUAUGGGGAGAGCCCCUGGGGGGACACCCCCAUCUCCUUCCACAGCCCCUCCAACCCCCCCGUGCCCAGGGGCCACGUCAUUGCUGCCCGGAUCACCAGCGAGAACCCCGAGGAGGGUUUCAAGCCCAGCUCGGGGACAGUGCAGGAGCUGAACUUCCGCAGCAGCAAGAACGUCUGGGGGUAUUUCAGCGUGGCAGCAGCUGGGGGGCUGCACGAGUUUGCUGAUUCCCAGUUUGGACACUGCUUCUCAUGGGGAGAGAACCGGGAGGAGGCCACCUCGAACAUGGUGGUGGCCCUGAAGGAGCUGUCUAUCCGUGGAGAUUUCCGCACCACGGUGGAGUACCUGAUCAAGCUGCUGGAGACAGAGAGCUUCCAGAACAAUGAGAUCCACACGUGCUGGCUGGACCACCUGAUUGCUGAGAAAGUGCAGGCCGAGAAGCCAGACACGAUGCUGGGGGUUGUCUGUGGUGCCCUGCAUGUGGCAGAUGCUGCUUUCAGAACAAGCAUGAGUGACUUCCUGCACACGCUGGAGAGGGGCCAGGUGCUGCCAGCAGCCUCUUUGCUGAACAUUGUCGAUGUGGAGCUCCUCUAUGAGGGUGUGAAGUACAUUCUGCAGGUGGCCCGCCAGUCACUGACCACCUACGUGGUCAUCAUGAACCGCACGCACAUCGAGAUCGACGUGCACCGCCUCAACGACGGGGGGCUGCUGCUCUCCUACGAUGGCUGCAGCUACACCACCUACAUGAAAGAGGAGAUUGACAGGUACCGGAUCACCAUCGGCAACAAAACUUGCACCUUCGAGAAGGAGAAGGACCCGACGGUGCUGCGCUCACCCUGCGCGGGGAAGCUGCUGCAGUACAUGGUGGAGGACGGUGGCCACGUGGACGAGGGGAAGGUUUAUGCAGAGAUUGAGGUGAUGAAGAUCAUCAUGACGCUGACGGUGGAGGAGGCGGGGAAGCUGAACUACGUCAAGCGGCCGGGAACGCUGCUGGAGGCUGGCUGCGUCAUCGCCCGCCUCCAGCUCGAUGAUCCCUCCAAAGUGAAGCCUGCACAGCCAUUCACAGGAUUGCUCCCAGCCCAGCAGACCCUCCCCAUCACUGGUGAGAAGCAGCACCAGGUUCUGCGCAACGUUCUGGACAACCUGACCAACGUCAUGAACGGCUACUGCCUGCCCGAGCCCUACUUCAAGACCAAGGUGAAGGAGUGGGUGGCACAGCUGAUGAAGACCCUGCGGGACCCUGCCCUGCCCCUGCUGGAGCUGCAGGAGAUCAUGACGAGCAUUUCGGGACGGAUCCCGCUGGCUGUGGAGAAGGCCAUCCGGAAGGUGAUGGCGCAGUACGCCAGCAACAUCACCUCCGUGCUCUGCCGCUUCCCCAGCCAGCAGAUCGCCAGCGUGCUGGACACCCAUGCAGCCACGCUGCAGAGAAAGGCUGAGCGGGAGGUCUUCUUCAUGAACACCCAGAGCCUGGUGCAGCUGGUGCAGAGGUACCGCAGCGGCAUCCGGGGCUACAUGAAGGCAGUGGUGCUGGACCUGCUCAGGCGCUACCUGCAAGUGGAGACACAGUUCCAGCAUGCUCACUAUGACAAGUGUGUCAUCAGCCUGCGGGAGCAGUGCAAACCCAACAUGACCCCCGUGCUGGAGAGCAUCUUCUCCCAUGCCCAGGUGGCCAAGAAGAACCAGCUGGUGAUCAUGUUAAUUGACCAGCUGUGUGGCCGUGACCCCACGCUGACAGAUGAGCUGACAACCAUCCUCCAUGAGCUGACACAGCUCAGCAAGACCGAGCACUCCAAAGUGGCUCUGAGAGCCCGGCAGGUGCUCAUUGCCUCUCACAUGCCCUCCUAUGAGCUGCGGCACAACCAGGUUGAGUCCAUCUUCAUCUCUGCUAUCGACAUGUACGGACAUGAGUACUGCCCUGAGAACCUGAAGAAACUGAUCCUGUCAGAAACCUCCAUCUUUGAUGUGCUCCCCGUCUUCUUCUACCACACCAACAGGGUGGUGCGCAUGGCAGCNNNNCAGGUGUACGUGCGGCGGGGGUACAUCGCCUACGAGCUGCACAGCCUGCAGCACCGGCAGCUCUCUGAUGGCACCUGCCUCGUGGAGUUCCAGUUCAUGCUGCCCUCCUCCCACCCCAAUAGGUACAGGGGUCCCUGCCACACACCUGUCUUGCUCCCCUGGACACAAAGCUUUUCUUUUCACAAAGCUUUGGGGUUUGUAUCAUCCCCUCUCACUGAGCUCUUCAUGGACAGCGGCUUCUGCCCCGGGAGCCAGAGGAUGGGAGUCAUGGUGGCUUUCCGCAGAUUUGAGGACUUCAAAAGGAACUUUGAUGAAGUGAUCUGGUGCUUCUCCAACUCGUCGGACAGUGGGCUCCUCAGUGAUGCACAGGCCACCACCUACGAUGAGGAGGACACCAAGAACGUCUGUGAGGAGCCAAUCCACAUCCUCAACAUCGCGCUCUGCUCAGCUGACCACGCGGAAGAUGAGAAGCUGGUGCCCAUCUUCAGAGCCUUUGCCCAGUCCAAGAAAAAGAUCCUCGUUGAACAUGGUCUCCGGAGAAUCACGUUCCUCAUUGCCCAGCAGGUGAGUGCAGCUCAGAUUCUGACAUCUAUAAAUACCUUACAGACACAGCUCUGAAGAGAAUUCCCAAAGUUCUUCACGUUCAGAGCCAGGGAUGAGUUCGCAGAGGAUCGGAUCUACCGGCACCUGGAGCCGGCACUCGCCUUCCAGCUGGAGCUGAGCCGCAUGUGCAACUUCGACCUGACGGCCAUCCCCUGUGCCAACCACAAGAUGCACCUGUACCUGGGGGCUGCCAAGGUCCAGGCGGGCACCGAGGCCACCGACUACCGCUUCUUCAUCCGCGCCAUCGUGCGCCACUCCGACCUCAUCACCAAGGAGGCUUCCUUCGAGUACCUGCAGAACGAGGGUGAGCGGCUGCUCCUGGAGGCCAUGGAUGAGCUGGAGGUGGCUUUCAACAACACCAUUGUUCGCACUGACUGCAACCACAUCUUCCUCAACUUCGUGCCCACCGUCAUCAUGGACCCGUCCAAGAUCGAGGAGUCGGUGCGCUCCAUGGUGAUGCGCUACGGCAGCCGCCUCUGGAAGCUGCGUGUGCUGCAGGCUGAGGUGAAGAUCAACAUCCGCCUGACGCCCACUGCCACCACCGCCAUCCCCAUCCGCCUCUUCCUCACCAACGAGUCCGGAUAUUACCUGGACAUCAGCCUCUACAAGGAAGUGAGGGACCCCGGCACUGGCAGCAUCACGUUCCAGUCAUAUGGGGACAAGCAGGGGCCACAGCAUGGGAUGCUCAUCAACACCCCCUAUGUCACCAAGGACCUGCUUCAGGCCAAGCGCUUCCAGGCACAGUCCUUGGGCACCACCUACGUGUAUGACUUCCCAGAGAUGAUCAGGCAGGCUCUCUUCAAGCUGUGGGGCUCCUCGGACCUGUAUCCCAAGGACAUCAUGACCUACACUGAGCUGGUCCUGGACUCUCAGGGGAACCUCGUGCAGAUGAACAGGGUCCCUGGAGGGAACGAGGUGGGGAUGGUUGCUUUCAAAAUGAAGCUGAGGACCCCUGAGUACCCCAAAGGCCGGGACAUUGUGCUCAUCUGCAAUGACAUCACACACAAGAUUGGCUCCUUUGGGCCUGAAGAGGACCUGGUGUUCCUGAGGGCAUCAGAGCUGGCACGGGCCGAGGGCAUCCCCCGCAUCUACAUCGCUGCCAACAGCGGCGCCCGCAUCGGCUUCGCUGAGGAGAUCAAACACAUGUUCCAGGUGGCCUGGGUGGACCCAGCUGAGCCCUUGAAGGGGUUCAGGUACCUGUACCUGACUCCCCAGGACUACGCGAGGAUCAGUGCCAUGAACUCGGUGCGCUGUGAGCAUGUGGAGGAAGGUGGAGAGUCCAGGUAUGUCCUGCUGGACAUCAUUGGGAUGGACAAUGGAUUUGGGGUGGAAAACCUGAGAGCUGCUGGUACCAUUGCUGGGGAGUCCUCCCGCGCCUAUGAUGAAAUAGUGACCAUCAGCAUGGUGACUUGUCGUGCCAUCGGCAUCGGUGCCUACCUGGUGAGGCUGGGCCAGCGUGUCAUCCAGGUGGAGAACUCCCACAUCAUCCUCACAGGUGUCACAGCUCUCAACAAGGUGCUGGGACGGGAGGUUUACACAUCCAACAACCAGCUGGGAGGAGUGCAGAUCAUGCACAACAACGGUGUUUCUCAUGUCACUGUCCCAGAUGACUUUGAGGGGGUCUACACCAUCCUGCAGUGGCUCUCAUACAUACCCAAGGAUAACCAGAGCCCAGUGCCUGUCACUGCCAUAGUUGACCCUGUUGAAAGAGAAAUUGGUUUUGUCCCUUCCAAAGUCCCCUAUGACCCCAGAUGGAUGCUGGCAGGGAGACCCCAUCCAACUCUCAAAGGGACCUGGCAGAGCGGUUUCUUCGACCAGGGCAGCUUCAUGGAGAUCAUGAAGCCAUGGGCUCAGACCGUGGUGGUUGGCAGAGCAAGGCUGGGAGGUCUCCCCGUGGGUGUCAUCGCUGUUGAGACCCGCACUGUGGAGGUGACAAUACCUGCUGACCCUGCCAACCUGGACUCAGAGGCAAAGAUAAUCCAGCAGGCUGGACAGGUCUGGUUCCCAGACUCUGCUUUUAAAACAGCCCAGGCCAUUCGGGACUUCAACCGGGAGCACCUCCCGCUGAUGAUCUUUGCCAACUGGAGAGGCUUCUCCAGCGGCAUGAAAGACAUGUACGACCAGAUGCUGAAGUUUGGCGCCUUCAUCGUGGACAGCCUGCGGGACUUCAAGCAGCCGGUGCUGGUGUACAUCCCCCCUCACGCCGAGCUGCGCGGCGGCUCCUGGGUGGUCAUCGACUCCACCAUCAACCCCCUGCACGUGGAGCUCUACGCUGACAAGGAGAGCAGGGGAGGCAUUUUGGAGCCUGGAGGAACAGUGGAGAUCAAGUUCAGAAAGAAGGAUCUGGUGAAGACCAUAAGAAGGAUUGAUACAGUUUAUGCCAAGCUUGUUGAACAGAUGGGCUCCCCCGAGCUGUCGGAGGCGCAGCGCAAGCAGCUGGAGCAGCAGCUGAAGGCGCGGGAGGAGCUGCUGCUGCCCGUGUACCACCAGGUGGCCGUGCGCUUCGCAGACCUGCACGACACCCCGGGCCGCAUGCAGGAGAAAGGGGUCAUCACGGACAUCCUGGAGUGGAAGAGCGCCCGCUCCUUCCUCUACUGGCGGCUGCGGCGGCUGCUGCUGGAGGAGAUGGUGAAGGGGGAGGUGCUGAAGGCCAACAGCGAGCUCACCCACAUCCACAUCCAGUCCAUGCUGCGGCGCUGGUUCAUGGAGACGGAAGGAGCUGAGAAGGGCUACCUCUGGGACAACAACCAGGUGGUGGUGGAGUGGCUGGAGAAGCACAUGCAGGAGGAGGAUGGCACCCAGUCAGCCAUCAGGCAGAACAUCAAGUACCUGAAGCGGGAUUACAUCCUCAAGCACAUCCGGAGCUUGCUCCAGGCCAACCCUGAGCUGACCAUGGACUGCAUCGUGCAGAUGGCUCAGCACAUCACCGGCCCACAGAAGGCCAAGGUCGCCCAUCUCCUGUCCAGGGUGGACACUGAUGAUGAUCCCUGCUGAUCUGGACAGUGACCACAGGGUAGGAGAAGCACCAGGACACAGCCAGACCUCACUUGCCCACCUGGCUCCUCAGCCCUUGAACUGAAGCCUUCGACUCUUGCUUAUGUGCCUAAAUAAAGGACACCAGUGCUUUUAAGUAUUUUAAGCCAUGGAGAUGGUCUUGCCAUCCAUGCAGUCCUCUCUGGCACUGGGGGUGCUGCCAGAAGAUGAACUUGUCCUGAGCCAAGCCUGGAAUCUGGACCUGGUGCAGAACUUGGUUUUAAAAAGAAUCCAAAAUAUUUUCCUGUUUUAGUUGCCAGCCCUUGGUCUUUCAAACAAGCACCAGGUCAGACACAUCUCAUGAGACUGGACAGAGCUGGAGGCACAGACCCCUGGCCAGGGCCAGUGUCCAGCUGGCUGGGUUCAAGCUGACCAGGCACCAAGACCAGAAAAUGAGAAGCAGCCUCCAAGUGAUGCUUUAUAAAGUGUGAGGAGCAAUUUCUGUCAUCCUUUCCCUCACUGGGGGGCAAACAAUAAAUGUGGCCAUGAAUAGCUGAUGGUCCAGGAAAGACCUCAGUGAGCUAAUCUGGGAGCUGCUCCCUUGGGAAUGUCCAAGGAUCCAUCAGGCUCUGGCUGACCUGGCUGUGCCUCUCACCCAUCUCGUGUCCUUUCUGGCUCCUGCAGAGCAUGGAGAGGAGGGAGGAUGGCUCCAGUGUCCUGGUUCCUCCUUGGAAGCAGCAGAGCCAGGGGGAGCUGUCACCUGCUGGGACCUGCACCCUCUGCUCAGGUAGCCUUUGAUCAUCUUGGUUGUGGAGGGGAAAUUUGAAGUUUUCCAAUGCCUCUGGCUGUGUCAUUUCCCCAGCACAGAUUUACCUUGGGCUCAUAAGGAGGAGGUGGGAUGGCAAUGGAAGGUGGGACACCUGGCUCAAGUGCAGUGCUGGUAUUGCCCUGGGUGAAGGCGUUGGACACAAAUGGGAUCCCACAAUGUCUGUAGGAAGUCUCCCUGUCCCGGGCUAGGG